GAAGAAAGACUGAGAUAUUUGAGGCAGAGACUGGAGGUCCCAUUCGAUGGUUCUCGUGUGGAACAUCAAGACGCCCUGAAACAACUCUGGAGAUUGGCUUAUCAAUCAGAGAUUCCUCCUCUCAAAUCAGAGUUGUGGAAGGAGAUGGGUUGGCAAGGUUCCGACCCAUCGACAGAUUUUAGGGGCGGUGGCUUUAUAUCAUUGGAGAACCUCAUCUUCUUUGCCAACAACUAUCCUGAUUCUUUCCAAAUGCUGUUAAAGAAGCAAGAAGGGAAAAGAGCUGAAUGGGAGUACCCAUUUGCCGUAGCUGGUAUUAAUAUAUCAUUUAUGCUGAUACAGAUGUUAGAUUUACAAUCAGGCAUGCCAACUUCGAAGGCAGGAGCCCGUUUUCUGGAACUUCUUGGAGAAGAUGAAAAAGCAUUUGAUAACCUCUACUGUGUAGCCUUUCGAAUGCUGGAUGCCCAGUGGCUUGCCAAGCGUGCUUCUUAUAUGGAGUUUAAUGAAGUUCUGACGUCUACAAGAGCUCAAUUAGAGCGUGAGCUUGCCCUAGAGGACACUACCAGUAUCAAAGAUCUACCAGCAUACAACAUGUUGAAUCAAUAGCAUACCAUUAUUCCCAAAUGUUAGCUUUUUCCUUUUUUUUCCUUGUUAACCCUCCGUAUGCUAUAUGGCUAUAUUUAGGGUCACUCAUCACCAAUUUCAUCUAUGGUUGUAUUCAUACAAAUGGUGGAUGAAAUUUAUAAAUGGGGCUCUCAAAUACUGAAUCAAAUUUACAAGUACUGAAUGACGAUGUAAUCAGAAGGAAUAUACCAGGACAUCUGCUUGAAAAAGGCUGUUGCUAGACUUGUAAAUUUUAAACUAAUCGUAUUUUGAAUCUGCAGCUUUGAUACA
This is a messenger RNA of Phoenix dactylifera (date palm), 891 nucleotides long. Lineage: Eukaryota; Viridiplantae; Streptophyta; Magnoliopsida; Arecales; Arecaceae. The record is from RefSeq and is a predicted model, not a curated record.